AUGAAAUCUAAAGUUGAUUCUCAACCAGAGGAAUCGAAUACCGAUAAUGACUUUUCUGAGAUGUCUGAUACAUAAGUAAGAAGAAGAGGCCCCUCUCCAAAAAAAGUCAUUCAUAAAAAUAAACUGCCUAAUUUAGAAAGAAAUGUCCCUAUAAUUAUCAAGAAUAAUAAUUUUGUUGUAAGAACUAUUUGGACAAUUGUUAUGAUUUUGGGCUUUAUGGCUGUUUUAUGGGCAGGCCAUAUCUAUAUAAUUGGAUUAGUUUUGCUUGUUAAUAUUGGAAUAUUUAAGGAAAUUUUAGGAUUAAAAAGAAACUAUGAAAAAGAGCUGAAUAUCAAAUAUUCUCCAAUAAUUAAUUGGUACUUUUUUGGAAUAGCCACUUUUUUUUGUUAUGGAAAAUUGCUUCAAUCGAAAUUAUCAGAAUAUACAUUUAAAAUGAAUAUGUUGUAAUUUAUUUUGAAUUAUCAUAAUAUUGUUACUUUUAUGUUAUGGGUGGCAGGAUUUUUGAUGUUUACUUUGUCCCUUAAAAAAGGAUACUAUAGAUAUCAAUUUAGAAUGUUUGGAUGGACACACAUUACUUUAAUCCUUGUCGUUGCAUAAAGUUCAGUUAUGAUUAUGAAUAUAUUUGAAGGCAUCGUUUGGUUUAUAUUACCAUGUUCUUUAGUAAUAACAAAUGACAUAUUUGCAUAUAUUUUUGGAGUGUCAUUUGGAAAGACUCCAUUAAUUGAACUAUCGCCAAAGAAAACAUGGGAGGGUUUUAUUGGAGGAUGUUUUUCAACAUUAGUUGCAUCUUUUUGUUUUGCAUAUUUUCUAUAAGGGAGCCAAUAUUUGACUUGCCCAUAGCAUUAACUACCCUUUUCUCCUUUUUCUUCAUUAACAUGUGAUAUCCCAAGUGUUUUUAUAUCCACUUAAAGAUAAUUGCCUUUUUAAAUAUUUGGAAUUGAUUCUGUUUAUUUCAGUGAUUUCUAAAUUCAUGCUAUGGUGUUUAGUUUAUUUACAAGUUUAGUAUCGCCAUUUGGUGGCUUCUUUGCAUCUGGUUUUAAGAGAGGUAUUAAAAUCAAGGAUUUUGGUGAUACUAUCCCAGGACAUGGAGGCAUCACUGAUAGAAUGGAUUGUUAAAUAUUAACAGGGAUGUUUUCAUAUUUGUAUUUGCACUAAAUUGUCUUACCAAAAGCAGCAACUUUAGGCACAGUACUUGGUUAUGUGUCGUAAUUAUCCUUCAAUGACCAAUAAGAAUUAUUUGAGCAACUUAAAUAGACAUUAUAAAUUAAUCAAUGA
Molecule: messenger RNA, 1275 nt
Organism: Paramecium tetraurelia
Lineage: Eukaryota; Ciliophora; Oligohymenophorea; Peniculida; Parameciidae
Exons: 3
Cellular component (GO): endoplasmic reticulum membrane
Molecular function (GO): phosphatidate cytidylyltransferase activity
Source: RefSeq, a predicted model, not a curated record